AUGCAGUUCACCAAGGCUCUCCUUCUCCUGGCCUCGGCCCUGGCCCCUCUCGCGCUCGCCACGGCGCCCACCGUGACCCGUACCCUGACUCUGGUGCCAUCUGGCUACACGGCUCCCACGUCGACCCCGACCCCAACACCUACCUCCACCGUGACGCCCACGCCGACUGUCACGCCCACCAGCACUCCCCUCUCCUCGAGCGCCUCCUUCAGCCGCGCCCCCAGCUCGACUCCGCUGGUCAAGAGCACCUCGACCGCCGUCGAGGUCACUACUGAGACUGCUGCUGCUCCCGCGUCGAGCUCUGCGCCUGCCACCGGUGCUGCGGCGCGCCAGCUGCCUGGCGCGGUUGCGGCCGGUGUGGUUGCGGUUGCCGGUCUGCUACUUGUUUAG
Molecule: messenger RNA, 390 nt
Organism: Penicillium canariense
Lineage: Eukaryota; Fungi; Ascomycota; Eurotiomycetes; Eurotiales; Aspergillaceae
Product: putative extracellular serine-rich protein
Exons: 1
Coding region: 1-390 (129 amino acids)
Source: RefSeq, a predicted model, not a curated record